CGGCUGCCAGACUCAGUGGGAAGCAAGGCGUCAGGGAGAGAGCUUGAGAAGAAAGAGAGAGGGAUCGCAGAGGGGAAGAGAAGAAAAGAGAAGAGAGUUGGAAGGGGGCACCUUGUGGAUCAGAAGGGAUUUUCCUCUGUGUGAGUGCACGUCUGGAUAAGGCUAUCUGCUUCUUCCUUCAGCGAGAGGAGUUUUUACUGAGGCUUUUUCUUUUUUUUUUUGCUCAUCCUCCACGCCGGGCUCCAGCGAUAUCUACCUAUCUAUCCCCGGAGCUUAACAAAAGAGGGAGGGAGUGAGAGUGAGAGAGAGUGAGGAAAAAAAAAAAAAAAGGCAGUCAUAGCUUCAGCUCCAGACCACCCUCUCUACUCCUCCUCCUCCUCCUCUCCCCAGCUCCACAUCCAUGUGUGAGUUCAUCGCUGAUUUCACUGUCUUUUGAGGAUAGAGCAGAGGACAGCGUGUGUUCUCCAGGAUACAGCCAAGCUCCCCGUGGGAUCAGGGUCUCGUCUGGUGUAAGAGAGAGGGGGAGGAAGACCGAGACAGGGAAACGGAUACACAGGAAGAGAGAAAAGAGACAAGAGAGAGAGAGAGAGAGACGCUGGAAAGCAAAUUGAGGGGCAUGUUCAGGGCAGCAGAGAAGAAGAGUGAGUCUAAUUUUUAGUGCGGAGAGUGCAAGGAACCGGCAACCGGAUCCCAACACAUUCAUCCCUCCUCCUCUUCAUCAUCCUCUUCUUCCCUCUUCUUUUUACCCUCUCUCAGUCCUGCUCUUCAAUUCCCUCUAUUGUUUCCUGUACUGCCUCCUGCCUAUCCUCUCAUAUCUUCCUUUCCACCUCCUCCUUCUCCCAGGAAUCUUUCCUUCCAGACCUUCCGGGGAAGAAUGUUUUUGUGAGGGUUCCCGGUGAGCUCCCAGACAAGUAGACAGACUGAAAUCCCAAGUACUAUCCGUCCUCCUCUCCAUCCCCUUCUUCUGUGCAUUUAUCACCUUCACCAGCGAGAGGAGAGUGCUCUCUCUGCAUCCUCCACUCUUGGAAACAGCCGUCUGAAAGGAUCCAGGCCAGCCCCUCGGAGUGAUCGUAACCCCACCUGUGAGCUUCUAUCACCAGCCUCCAGGACCUUCAAUUGGAUUCCAGCUACAUGGGAAAACGUUUGGAGCAGCAGCCAAUGUACCCCCACUACACAUACUACUACCCCCACUAUCUCCAGACUAAGCAGUCCUAUGCUCCUCCCCCUCCGCCUAUGGCUCCGCCCAGCCCCGGCACCACAGGAGGAGGAGGAGGUGGAGGUGGAGGUGGAGGUCAGGGAGGAGGGCUAAUGGAGCAACUUAGUAAGACCAACCUGUACAUCAGAGGCCUGCCGCCUGCCACCACCGACCAGGACCUCAUCAAACUAUGCCAGCCAUAUGGAAAAAUUGUGUCAACAAAGGCCAUCUUGGACAAAAACACCAAUCAGUGCAAAGGCUAUGGCUUUGUGGACUUUGACAGCCCUGCAGCAGCCCAGAAGGCCGUGGCCUCGCUCAAAGCCAGUGGAGUCCAGGCACAGAUGGCGAAGGUCUGCUCCGGACCUGGACCGUCCACGGGUUCGACCAACCGUGGAAACAGACACACACGGAGUGGAACAGAUACAAGCGGAGAGAAGGAGAGACAGCAACAGGAGCAGGACCCCACCAACCUCUACAUAUCCAACCUGCCGGUGUCGAUGGACGAGCAGGAGCUGGAGAACAUGCUGAAGCCCUUCGGUCACGUCAUCUCCACACGGAUACUGAGGGACGCCAACGGCCUGAGCAGAGGGGUCGGCUUUGCCAGGAUGGAGUCAACAGAGAAGUGCGAUGUGGUGAUUCAGAAUUUCAAUGGCAAAUUUUUGAAAACCCCUCCAGGCAUGACGGCCCCUGCAGAGCCUUUACUGUGCAAGUUUGCUGACGGAGGCCAGAAGAAGAGGCAGACGCAGGUCAAAUAUCCCCAGAAUGGCCGACCGUGGACACGGGAAGGAGAGAGCGGUAUGGCGUUGACGUACGAUCCGACAGCGAUGCAGAAUGGGUUCUACUCUUCGCCGUACAGCAUCUCCACCAACCGGAUGAUUGCUCAGACGUCAAUCACACCCUUCAUUGCUGCCUCUCCUGUCUCCACAUAUCAGGUCCAGAGUACAUCUUGGAUGCCACAUCAACAGUAUGUUAUGCAACCUACAGGUGCUGUGAUCACCCCAGCCGCGGCCAUCGAGCCCAGUUUGUCUCUUCACCCCUCCAGUGUAAUGGCUCCUCUCACCCAGCAGAUGAACCACCUGUCUCUGGGCCCCACAGGCGCCUACAUGCCUGCUGCAGCGGCUGCUCCUAUGCAAGGAACCUACAUUCCCCAGUACACUGCAGUGCCUGCCUCUGCCAUCACAGUGGACGGCGUGGUGACAGACCCAUCUCCACAGACAGCUGCCCCCUCCUCGCAGGACGCCAGCGGGCAGCAGCCUUUAUCAGUGGAGAAUACGGGAGAUCAUGCCACAGCCUACUCUUACCAGCAGACUAAAUAACAAGCCUGGUAGGAAUCAUCGCUGCAUUGCCUUUAGAAGGACUGCACUGAGGCGCUUGAGACACCGAGAGAAUCAAAAUGAAACGGGACAAAAAAUCUGAGGUGACAAGGACAACACUGAGGGAAGAAUGCUUCCACUGUGCACAGGCACCAAAUAAAAGACAAAAUGAAGAAAAAAAAAAUCAAUUAUCUUUCUUACCUGUUUGAACCAAGAAAAAGACUGAAGACAAAACAAAUGAUGGUUUGCUGAACUAGAGGACAAUGAAAUCAGUCGCAGUCUGCAACUUUGACUUUAUCAUUUUUCACCUUGAGACUGAACUUUGCCUCCAAAGGAAAAAGAGAUGACAUAGACUGAAAUCUAAACUCAACCAAUAAGCUGUACAGAAAAAAAAAGAACCUUUGAAUGUGCAGGUAGAUUUUCAGACUUUUUUAUUAAAAAAGAAAAGAAGGAAGAAAAGUCUACAAAAAAAAAGACAGGCUGUCUUCCUUUGAUAUUAAGCUAUAUUAUUUUCAUUCUUUUUAUUAUUUGAGUAGUUUUCUAGAAUAUCAAUGUUUUCGUAAAUCUUUAUUGCCUUAAUUUUCUCAAACUUUGGGAAAAAGUUUCCAUAGUGUUGAAUUGUUUAAAAAAAAAAAAGAAAAAAAGACUGAGUGAUUGAAUGGUAUGAGAGGUUUCUUAGAGCCUCAGAGAUGAAAUCUACAAAGCUAUCUGUACAGGAUUUAAAAAAGAAAAAAAGAAAAAGAAAAAAAAAAGGGUUGUAUUUGUAUGAAGAUGAUUUUAAAUUAUGUGGUGCAGUGCAGCUGAUGUUGGUUGGUUAGAAAAAAAAAAAAUCUUUAAUGCGACUUGUGGGAAGGGUCAAGCCACUGCUUCCUGGAAAAUGCAGUUUAGUUAAUCAUAGGAUAAAAUGUUCUGUCUCUCCAC
Stegastes partitus (bicolor damselfish) is the source of this 3429-nucleotide messenger RNA. RefSeq names its product RNA-binding motif, single-stranded-interacting protein 3-like. Gene Ontology annotation, cellular component: ribonucleoprotein complex. NCBI's taxonomy places the organism in Eukaryota, Metazoa, Chordata, Actinopteri, Pomacentridae. Gene Ontology annotation, molecular function: RNA binding. Bases 1132 to 2511 code for a protein of 459 amino acids. The record is from RefSeq and is a predicted model, not a curated record. The transcript has 15 exons.